CCCGCGCUCGCCGACCCGCCACCCCGGCUGGCCGGCGCCCGCCGCCGCCCCGACGUGCGCCCGCCCCCACGGCUGGUGGCCCCGCCCAGCGGCCGGCGCACGCCCACACGACGCCGGGGCGCCACGGCCAGCGGCUCCGAGGCCCCGAGGCCGAGUCCGCCAAGCGCCCAGCCACUGGGCCAGCGCUCGCAGCCACUUCUCCUUCUCCCCUUCUCCAUCUUGUCCACAACGGCUAAUCAAUUGCGUCCUGCAGUUUUCGGCCGGUUCCUGUUUUCAAGGAACCGAAUUUUCAAAAGAACCGGCGCGGCCACGUCUCGCACUUCCCGGCUCCGGUAGCAUCCUGGCCGCUUCCGCUUCCAAAUCAUCUCUCCCGCCUCCACCGCCAGCCGGCGACCGGCCCCAAGCUCCCUCUAGUCCCGCAGGCCACAGUGGUCCAGCUUCCCCUAUGGUUCUAGGCAGCAACAUUUCCAUCCAGAAAACUUUAUAUGAGGUUUUAUCUGUGAAUGAAGAUGCUACAUAUGACGAAAUCCGUGCAGCAUACAAGUCUGCUGCUCUGAACACACAUCCUGACAAAGCACAUACAACUCUUGAGUCAUCUGUGCCUUCCGGUGAGCAGCAAGAAUUUCUGAGCGUGCAGAAAGCUUGGGAAAUCCUACGUCAUCCUGCAUCUAGAGCAGACUAUGAUAAGCAGCUGCAAUCAUCCAGACAAAACAUUGAGAUCAUUGCAUCUGAAAUCGAAGUCGGGGAUAUGAUCAUCGAGAGCACUGCUGAUACUGUAGAGCUGUUGUACCCAUGCAGGUGCGGCGAUUAUUUUUCCAUCACUUCAUGUGAGCUUUGCGAGAUGGGAAUUUUGGUCAGUGGAGAUGGAGAAGUAGAACAGCAGGCGUCUAAUUCUGCAUCAGCUUCUGUUGUUCUGGGCUGUGGCUCUUGUUCUCUUAAAGUACGUUUGGUUAUAAAUGAAACUUCAUAAUACAUUUCAGACUCUGGUUGUAUGUUUCCUGGCAGGACAAGUUUGAGCAAAUGACCUCAAAAUUAUUGAGGAAUAUGCCUCUGGUUUUCCUGAAAAUAGUGCAGACUAAGAUUAUUUGUUCUUC
Messenger RNA from Panicum virgatum (switchgrass), 1094 nucleotides. Its product is annotated as DPH4 homolog. NCBI's taxonomy places the organism in Eukaryota, Viridiplantae, Streptophyta, Magnoliopsida, Poales, Poaceae. The transcript has 3 exons. Bases 446 to 970 code for a protein of 174 amino acids. Gene Ontology annotation, molecular function: metal ion binding. Gene Ontology annotation, cellular component: cytosol; nucleus. Gene Ontology annotation, biological process: tRNA wobble uridine modification; protein histidyl modification to diphthamide. The record is from RefSeq and is a predicted model, not a curated record.